Messenger RNA from Cervus elaphus (red deer), 796 nucleotides. It is a transcript of the gene MRPL55, whose product is annotated as mitochondrial ribosomal protein L55. NCBI's taxonomy places the organism in Eukaryota, Metazoa, Chordata, Mammalia, Artiodactyla, Cervidae. Gene Ontology annotation, molecular function: structural constituent of ribosome. The coding region runs from base 250 to 672 and encodes 140 amino acids. The transcript is spliced from 4 exons. Gene Ontology annotation, biological process: translation. Gene Ontology annotation, cellular component: mitochondrial large ribosomal subunit. The record is from RefSeq and is a predicted model, not a curated record.
CCGCCUGAGCCAGCGGGCAAGUAAGUCAGAGCGGCGACGGUCUCGCUGCGCCUUGGAAGGCUGUAGGUCACCGCCGCGAGACCCUGCGCCCGCGGAUGACGUCGGGGCGAAGCCACACGAGGAGUGAAAACUGAGUUUACCUUGACUGUGUACUCACCUCUGGCCAGCCCCGCACCCGUUGGCCUGUGGCGGCCGAGCCGCUGGUCCUCGAGGCCGCUCCGGAGCCGCAGUUGCACACUGGACCAGUGAAUGACCCUAGGCCUUUACGUGCAGCAGGGUCUCUCAGGAGGAAUGGCGGCCCAGGGCAGCCUGCUUCGCCUGCUCUGGCAGCAUGGGAUGACAAGAGCUGCCCCUGAGAGCUGCCGCCACCUGUAUAUGUCCUCUUGGCGGGCUGAUUGCAACAGAGCCUCGCUCACUCGAUUGCACCGGCAGACCUACGCACGCCUCUACCCUGUUCUCCUGGUCAAGCAGGAUGGUUCCACCAUCCACAUCCGCUAUCCGGAACCUCGCCGGAUGCUCACAAUGCCUGUGGACCUGGACUCCUUGUCCCCAGAGGAGAGGCGUGCACGAUUGCGAAAACAAGAGGGCCAGCUCAGAGAGAAGGAGGAGGAGCCAGAGCUCGGUGACGACUUUGAUGUGGAGCGGUACAAGCAGUUCUGGACCAAAAAGUGAUGGUGCCUGGAAGCUGCUGUGUCCUAGGGAACGCUGUGAAGCAGGGAGGGGCACGUGUCUUUAAAUCAUGAGUUGAGGACGCUGUCUCUUGUGAAAUCAAUACAAAAAGGACAUUCAAAUAACA